AUGAAGAGCAUCUGCAUCCUCCAACUGCUGAGUAACAAGCGAGUCCAAUCCUUUCGCGAUGUUAGGGAAGAAGAGACGGUGCUUAUGAUCGAGAAGAUUUUGAAUUCUGGUUCUGAUGUGGAUGUAUUUAUUGCUGGAACUGAUACUACAUCCACAACCCAAGAAUGGGCGAUGACAGAGCUCUUAAAAUAUCCUCAAGCCAUGAAAAAACUCCAAGCCGAAGUCAGAAGAAUAGCCCAACCCAACCAACCUAUAAUCGAGGACGAUCUAGACCAGAUGCCUUAUCUAAAAGCUGUGAUCAAGGAGACGCUACGCCUCCAUCCUUCGGCUUCCAUUAUCCCGCCCCGGGAGUCGACCAAAGAUGUCCAAAAGUUUGAUUUUGCAUUGCCUAAUGGGGUGGAGUUGGAUGUGAGUGAAGGUGGUGGUAUGACUGUUCAUAAAAAGUUCCCUCUACUUCUUGUUGCAACUCCUUGGUCUUGCUAA
Messenger RNA from Rhododendron vialii, 483 nucleotides. RefSeq names its product cytochrome P450 71A6-like. Gene Ontology annotation, molecular function: monooxygenase activity; oxidoreductase activity, acting on paired donors, with incorporation or reduction of molecular oxygen; heme binding. The record is from RefSeq and is a predicted model, not a curated record. Lineage: Eukaryota; Viridiplantae; Streptophyta; Magnoliopsida; Ericales; Ericaceae. The transcript is spliced from 3 exons. Bases 1 to 483 code for a protein of 160 amino acids.